CGGGACUGAUAUUAGUAACUGUCGAACGUUGAAACGGAAAACACCCAUCCCGUUGGUGCGUGCGUGCGUGAGUUAUCUUUGGACGUAACCUUGUGACACUUUGGGGCACGCCUCCUCUCCGGCGCCGUCCGAUGACCUUGGCCGCUGCAUGAACCGUGCUGAACCCGUGUCCACUUGUGUCGCCUUGCAUCUAUUAGUUGACCGUUGCGAGCUUGUUGACGUGAAAGUGAAGUCAACGCCGCGCCGUCCGUGUGACGUAAUUAUCGGCCGUAUUGGUCGUCGUAGUCGUCCAGUCGUUGUGUGUUCAUAACUUAUAAACCGACAUCGUCUUGAUACGAGCGGCCAGCACGUGCAUCACUGCCUGUAUUGGUGAAGCUCUCCAAGCACAAGCUGUGUGUCUGCCACACGAACUCCUCUACUAGUCGCACUCAAUGUUUACAGUCAAUUGGAGCUGCUGACUUGCAGGUCACCGCGAAGAAACUGUCCAAAAUGGAGUGAUACAUCGGCAACAACCGGAGAAUGCCAUCCACCGAAACCAAACGCACUGUGAACGCUGCUGUCUACUAGUUUUACGUCGCCUUAAAGUUAGUUUGUACCUCUACAAAGUGUAGCUGUGAGUCAUGGAUCGAAUACUGCGAGGAGUGAUGCGGUAUCGCAACACCACCCGCGAGCAGAUGGUGAAGGAGUUUCAGAAAGUCCGGGACAAUCCACAGCCCAAAGCGGUGUUCUUCACCUGCAUGGACAGUCGGAUGAUCCCCACCCGGUACACGGACACGCACGUGGGCGAUAUGUUCGUGGUGCGAAACGCGGGCAAUCUGGUCCCGCACGCCGAACACUUCCAGGACGAGUACUUUAGCUGCGAACCGGCAGCGCUGGAGCUGGGCUGCGUGGUCAACAACAUCAAGCACAUCAUCGUGUGCGGCCACAGCGAUUGCAAAGCCAUGAACUUGCUGUAUCAGCUGCGGGAUCCGCAGUUUGCUUCGAGGAAAAAUCGUCGAAUUUCCCCGCUCCGGGCCUGGCUCUGCGAGCACGCCGACACGAGUUUGGAAAAGUUCCAAAACCUGCAGGAAACCGGCCUCGACAAACCCAUCAUAUUCUCGUCGGAAACGCCUCUGCGGAAGUUUGUGGCGUACAUCGAUCCGGAGAACCAGUUCGCCAUCGAGGACAAGCUGUCCCAGGUGAACACGCUGCAGCAGAUCGAGAACAUUGCCUCGUACGGUUUUCUGAAGAAGCGGCUCGAAUCGCACGAUCUGCACAUCCACGCGCUGUGGUUCGACAUCUACACGGGUGAUAUCUACUACUUUAGCCGCAACUCGAAGCGAUUCAUUCCGGUCGAUGAGACCACCAUCGAGCGGCUGCUGAAAGAGGUCAACCAGUUCUAUUCGUGAUGGAGUUGGUGGGAAGCUCGAAGUUACAAGAUGUCUAGGUUAGAAAUUGUGUCAAGAUUUGUUGCUUGUUUUGCUUGAAACUGGAAGCUUUUAUACAACCUUA
Messenger RNA from Culex pipiens pallens (northern house mosquito), 1491 nucleotides. RefSeq names its product beta carbonic anhydrase 1 (gene CAHbeta). The coding region runs from base 621 to 1388 and encodes 255 amino acids. Gene Ontology annotation, molecular function: carbonate dehydratase activity; zinc ion binding. The transcript has 4 exons. The record is from RefSeq and is a predicted model, not a curated record. NCBI's taxonomy places the organism in Eukaryota, Metazoa, Arthropoda, Insecta, Diptera, Culicidae.